Fusarium redolens is the source of this 1144-nucleotide messenger RNA. RefSeq lists its product as uncharacterized. The record is from RefSeq and is a predicted model, not a curated record. Gene Ontology annotation, cellular component: membrane. The coding region runs from base 257 to 1039 and encodes 260 amino acids. The transcript has a single exon. NCBI's taxonomy places the organism in Eukaryota, Fungi, Ascomycota, Sordariomycetes, Hypocreales, Nectriaceae.
CUCGUUGAGCACUAUCGGACUUAUCGUGGUCACCGGACUUAAUUGUGGACCGAAUGGUCCUCCGCAUCACUACCCCUUUUGCGAUUUGAAGUUAGAGCCUAUGACGCCAACAUAUUUCAGUUCCACCGCCGGUACAACUACAGUGCCGAACUUCCGUGGUCCUUUCUAUAUAUUUACGCGUGUCAAUUGCGGUAUUCCUUUCAGAAACCAUACGAUACCAUAACCCAGUCUUUGAUAAAACUCGGAAGUCACCAAAAUGUCGCAAAAUGGUCUCACUUUCAACUGCGCCGUCAUCACCGGUGGAGGCGGCGGUAUCGGCCGCGCACUAGCCGAAUACUUGAUCUCCAAGGGCAAAAAGGUUCUUCUUGCUGGACGAACGGAGUCGAACCUCAAGUCCACGACUCAGGAAAUCGGCGCUGCUGGUUAUUAUGUCCUUGAUACAGGCAAGACGGCUGAUAUUCCCGGCUUCGUCAAGAAAAUCACCAGCGACCACCCGGAUCUUGACUGUCUCAUCAACAACGCCGGAGUUCAACGCCCAAUUGACGUCUUGAAAAAUGACGAUUUCCUCGAAAAAGCAGAUCAGGAAAUUGACAUCAACAUCCGCGGACCAAUGCAUCUCUCCCUCGCCUUAAUCCCUCACUUCAAAUCCAAGCCCAACGCUCUCAUCGUCAACAUAACCAGCGGUCUAGCCUACAUCCCCUUCUCCGUCAUCAACCCCGUUUACAACGGUACCAAAGCCUGGCUACACUUCUUCUCCAUGAAUCUCCGCACUCAACUCAAGCGAACGAACAUUCGCGUUGUUGAAAUUGUCCCGCCGAUGGUGGAGUCCAAUUUACAUCGAGAGAGGGAGAAUCCUGAUGAUAAUAAGAAGGAGCAUGCGCCGCAUACACUAACUGUGGAGGAGUUUAUGGGAGAUAUCGUGCCCAAGUUUGAGAGGGGUGAUGAUACGAUUGGGGCGGGUAUGGCGACGAAGGUUGUUGAUACGUGGUAUGGAGCUUUUGGGGGACUGUACGAGAGUGCUGAUAAGGAAUAUAAAUAGAGAGUGGUAUAUGGAUCAUCAGGGAGCCAUACAGAAAGAUUUGUUAAGACAAUAAUAGCCUCGUUGGUAGAUUUACCGAAGGACUUAGUAACUACUUGACAACAA